AUGCACCUUCAAAACCCCAAUUUUGGUGCAAAUGAUCUAAGUCUUGGUGCUUUUGCUCUAAACUUGGUGUAUUUGCACCAAGGUUUUCGCCGUAGUGAUUGUGUAUACUUACCUCCACCCUUAUCAUCUGAUAAGGUGCUCUCGGCCCUUAGUUCAUUACCUAUGACUAGGGAUACUAUUCUAUGUGGCGAUUUCAAUGCUCGGUUGGGUUCUCUCACUGGUGAUGCUAUCUCUAAUGCUCGUGGUAAUGCUCUCAAACCUUGGUUUGAUGAACACUGCUUGUCUGUACUCAAUGCGUCUUUGGCUUUUGGUGUUACAACGUACUCUUCUUUUCGGCAGCAACAAGAAUUGAGUAGUAUCAUUGAUUUGUUUUUGACAAAUAUUGGUGAUGUUGCUUUGGUGAAUCCUCAACUGGUGGUUGAGUCUGAUCUGUCUCUUGGUUCUGACCAUCGAUUGAUGUCACUUACUUUCGGGUAUGUGCCACCUCUCGAUGACACUGUGGCUCCUGGUGAUUCUGUUCUGGCUCCUCGGCGUCAAUGGAAGCUCUCGAAAUUGACGAAAGAGAAGCCUUUGGGCUUACUCCGUGAAUCCUUUCGAUCUUCUGUUGCUCCUCUGGUUGGUACUCUUUCUGGUUUGGUGUCUGCUCCUCCUGGUGUUCGUCCGGAUAUUGAUGCACUCAACGAUUCUUUGAAUCAAUGUUUGUAUGAAUCUCUGGAUAGUUCCAUUGGUGUGAAAUCUGGUCGUCCUGGCCAUUGGAAGAAGUACUGGACGCAAGAAAUUCAGGAUGCUGCUACUGCACGUGAUCACUCUUAUAGUCAAUGGAGGCAUGCCUUUGGUAUUGUCAAAGUUGAAAAAUGGUCCUUAUACAAAAUUGCGCAUCGCAAGUUUCGCUCCCUGGUGCAAGCUGCAAAGCGAAGGUCCUGGAAACAGUUCUGUGGUAUUCUAGAAAAGGAUUUCUCAAAAGCUACUGCUGCUAUCAAGCGCAUCACGCGUAACAAAGAGUCUUCUGCUACCUACAGUCAUCCCGACGGUCCUGCUGCUUCUGUCACUGCUAUGGGUUCUCAUCUCGCUUCGGUGUAUGAUGGCUCUCUGCUUGCCACUGCUACUCGUCCUGCUGCUCCCCCCACUUUUGACUCUGUUCUGCCUUUUUGUGUGCCUGUGGAUUUGUCACUGUUCGAUGUUGAUACUCUUGUAUCUCACAUUCAGCGGCUCCCAACACAUAAAGCUCCUGGUCCAGAUCAUAUUAAAGCUGAGAUGCUCAAGUCCUUGGUCUCUGAGAUUGCUCCGGUGUUGUCUCUGUUGUUCACUCUGUGUUACCAAUGGUCGUAUACUCCUGCUCUCUGGCGUCAUGCCCAAGUCUUCCCCAUCUUCAAGAAAGGUGAUGCUUCUGAUCCCGCCAACUAUAGGCCUAUUUCUCUGACUUCUGUUGUGCGCAAACUGUUUGAGUUCUCUCUCAUGCCUGAGCUGGAUGCCCAUUCUCCUGCCCUUGACAUUGCCCAAGGUGGUUUCCGCCCUCAACGUAGUCCUCUGGAUCAAGCCCUCUGCUUGCAUGACUUGAUGCAUGAUUACUUUGUUGCGCACCGUCGUCGUCCUGUUGUCGCUUUCUUGGAUAUCAAGUCAGCAUAUGACACAGUCGAUCGUCGUGUUAUCUGGUCUGCUUUGGCUGGUUCUAGUCUUCCUCGUGCUGUUCUGGGUCUGUUGAUCAACAUGUUUGAUGAUGUGUCUGUCUCUGUCUUGAUUGCUAAUCACAACUCGACUGCCUUCUCUCCUGUCACUGGUGUUCUGCAAGGCUCAGUGCUCAGUCCUCACUUGUACUCGUUGUAUAUCAAUUCUUUACCGAGUCUUUUGCGUUCUGGUGUUACUGGUGCUACUAUGCUGCCUGUGCCUGGUGCUGAUGCUCCUAUUGCUAUCAAUAGUCUCCUGUUCGCUGACGAUGUGGCUGUCUUUGGUUCAAAGUCUUUGGUUCAACGUAUGUUGGAUCUUGCUGCUGGUCAUUCUGUCUCUCUUGGAUAUAGGUGGAAGCCUUCCAAAUGUGCUGUGCUUGGUACUGCUGCUGCUCUUGCUGGCUCUCCUCUGGUACUAUACGAUGAAGCUCUGCCUGUCGUUGACGAAUUUACAUACCUUGGUAUGCCAUUCCGAUACAAAGGCCUGCAUGCUCCUGGUAUUCUGUCUCUGCGUUCUGCUGGUGCUGUCAAGACCAUGGCUCUGUUAAACUCUGUUGGUGUCAACCGCAAUGGUUUCUCUUUGCUGCUCUCCUCUCGCUUGUACAGGACAUUUAUUCGUCCUAAGCUUGAAUACGGUCUGGCCAUCUCGCAUCUCUCUGCUCGUGAUUUCACUGCUCUGGAUACUCUGCAAAACCGACUUGUUGGCAUGUUUGUGGGUAGUACUUGGGUCAAUGUCGCCAAGCACAUUACCUGUCUCCCCAGUAUCAAACAUCGCUACAAUGUCCUGGCUACCCGUUUUGCUCUGCGUGCUGAUACUCUGCCUGACGAUUGUCUGCUGGUUCUACUUCGUGCCCAUUUGCACUAUACAAGGUUGGUUCGUUUUAUAUGUGAAAACCCUCUGUAUCAGUCGCUACCUGACCCUGUUCCUUCUUCUGCUGGCUUGCGCACUACCUUUGCUGCCUAUUGGCAAGAUCAGGUUGAUCUCCAGCUCUCUGCUGCUGCUGUCACUGGUCGUCAUACUUUGCUUCGUGCUUGUCGUCCUGAUACCACAAGGCCUGAUCCCAUACUCUAUCUGCCUCUUGGUCGUAUUGCCUGUAGUCGUUUGGUCCGCUGGCGUCUUGGCCGCUUUACUAACAUGCGUGAGGAGUGUCCCUGUAUGUCACCUGCAGGUGUCUACAUCUCUCGUGAUCACUUUAUGUACUGUCGUGCUCUUGAUCCUGCCUUGAUCGAUGCCUUGCCGCCUGCUCCACCUGGUGUGCACCGUAUUGACCAUGCUCUUAAUUGCUUGCCCACUAAUGCCUCUGCCGGUCCUCCUGAUUUCUGGCCUGCUCUACUGAACCUCCUGUAUGCUAUCGAUUGCCUUGUGCAUCCUCUGGCUGUCAUUGCUCCGGAUCCAGAUCCAGCGUCUCUUUGGUACUCCAGUACUGGUUGA
Molecule: messenger RNA, 3096 nt
Organism: Mucor velutinosus
Lineage: Eukaryota; Fungi; Mucoromycota; Mucoromycetes; Mucorales; Mucoraceae
Exons: 1
Coding region: 1-3096 (1031 amino acids)
Molecular function (GO): catalytic activity
Source: RefSeq, a predicted model, not a curated record